GCCGCCGCCGCCGCACCUCCGGCAGGCUUCUCUGUAGAUCGCUGAGCGCUCGUUUCGGCAGCGGUCCUUGAGUCGGAGGUGUGCAGGAGGCAGUAACCAGGCCGGUGCCGGAACCAUGUUUCGAAACCAGUAUGACAAUGAUGUCACUGUUUGGAGCCCUCAGGGCAGGAUUCAUCAAAUUGAAUAUGCUAUGGAAGCUGUUAAACAGGGUUCAGCCACAGUUGGUCUGAAAUCAAAGACUCAUGCAGUGUUGGUUGCACUGAAGAGAGCACAGUCAGAACUUGCAGCUCAUCAGAAAAAAAUUCUCCAUGUUGACAACCAUAUUGGUAUCUCCAUUGCGGGGCUUACUGCAGAUGCUAGACUGUUAUGUAAUUUUAUGCGCCAAGAGUGUUUGGAUUCCAGAUUUGUAUUUGAUAGACCACUUCCUGUGUCUCGGCUUGUGUCUCUAAUUGGAAGCAAAACCCAGAUACCAACACAACGAUAUGGCCGGAGACCGUAUGGUGUUGGGCUGCUCAUUGCUGGUUAUGAUGAUAUGGGCCCUCACAUUUUCCAAACUUGUCCAUCUGCCAACUAUUUUGACUGCAGAGCCAUGUCCAUUGGAGCUCGUUCUCAGUCAGCUCGUACUUACUUGGAAAGACAUAUGUCUGAGUUUAUGGACUGUAAUUUGAAUGAACUGGUUAAACAUGGUCUGCGUGCCUUAAGAGAGACUCUUCCUGCAGAGCAGGACCUAACUACAAAGAAUGUUUCCAUUGGAAUUGUUGGUAAAGACUUGGAGUUUACAAUCUACGAUGACGAUGAUGUGUCUCCCUUCCUGGAGGGCCUUGAAGAAAGACCACAGAGAAAGGCACAGCCUGCCCAGCCUGCUGAUGAACCUGCAGAAAAGGCUGAUGAACCAAUGGAACAUUAAGUGAUCAACCUGUCUAUAUGUGUAUUAUCAAACAUGUAAGAAAGCAGGAACAUAUGAUUACAGUGCUAAUGAUAGUAAUCUAUACUUCGAACCAAAAGAUACAGAGUGCUAGAAUAGUGUGUUGUAGGAAUCAGUUGAGAUGUGGGUUUUUUCCAAGCAACCUCACCAUGGAGCUAUAAUGGAGAGCAUUUUUCUUUGAAAGGAUCUAUAUAAUCAUUUUCUAGAAAGUAUAGCUAUCUGUACUAAUGUUUUUAUACGAAGAAAAUAGUGUCUUUACAAUUUUAAAGACUACCGUGAAAUAAAAAUGUUUCACCUCUGGUAUA
This is a messenger RNA of Tupaia belangeri chinensis (Chinese tree shrew), 1230 nucleotides long. RefSeq names its product proteasome 20S subunit alpha 1 (gene PSMA1). Gene Ontology annotation, cellular component: proteasome core complex, alpha-subunit complex; proteasome core complex. The record is from RefSeq and is a predicted model, not a curated record. Gene Ontology annotation, biological process: ubiquitin-dependent protein catabolic process. Lineage: Eukaryota; Metazoa; Chordata; Mammalia; Scandentia; Tupaiidae. The transcript is spliced from 10 exons. Bases 116 to 907 code for a protein of 263 amino acids.